AUGGAUGAGAAGGUCAAACAGCACUAUCUGGCUGACUCACCUCCCACGGUAGUUCGCCUAGAAAUCAAACAUCACUUUGAUAAUCUCAAGGAUGCAAAGCUGAGGCGAUAUGCGCACUACAUAAGCAGAGCGGCAUUUGAAGGCACUCGCGUUACUUUGCGCCAGGUUUCUCCCGAGUCUGAGCCGAUCUAUGAUCUCAUAAUCGCACUCUACCAUGCCUGUGAUGGAAACUGGACUGACCUCGCUAAGAGGACCAAUGUAAGCGACGAGCAUUUGCGCUAUUUCUUGGAGUAUUCGGCCCAAUUUCUUGGAAAUUGCGGCAACUACAAAGGUUUUGGUGACUCCAAGUUUAUUCCUCGACUGCCUGUAGAAGCCUUUCAGGCGUUAGCCUCAUCCACCUCAGAAACAAAAGCAACAUUUGAGAAAGCGAAUACCACUGGAGGCGGUAUUUAUGAGACAAAAGAGCAGGCGCUUAUGCACCUUGGAUAUACGGAUAAUGGCCAUAUGACUACUUAUUACCCUGAUUCGCCAUCCAUAACGAAAGAUGAAAUCACAGCUAUCGGCGACCUCAUGGAAAAAAAAGGGUUACCAUUGGAAAAUACAAGACUUAAGAAGUUGUCAUCCGGUGACUUUGAAUUACUAAUUGCCUCGGGUGUUGCUUCUCCCCCUGUAAGGGACAGAGAUCUUGGUGAAGUCGACGCUUUGGACCUGGAUGGCAACCUGACAGGGAAGAAGCUGCGCCUGGUUUUUGGCGAUCAUAUAGAGGAAAUGGCAAAAAUCGCCCAUUCGAUUAAGCAAGCGGGGCUCAAUGCAGCAAACGACAACCAGAAACGGAUGUUAGAUGCGUAUGCCUUGUCGUUUGGUGCCGGUUCAAUUGAAGCGUUCAAAGAAAGUCAGCGGAUCUGGGUGAAGGAUCAAAAGCCGAGUCUGGAGACCAAUAUAGGGUUUGUAGAGACUUAUAGAGACCCGCAUGGAGUGCGAGGAGAAUGGGAAGGCUUCGUUGCUUUGGUUAACCUAGAGCGUACCCGAGCAUUCGGAAAGCUUGUGGAUAGUGCAGAGAGCAUGAUUCCCAAGCUUCCAUGGGGCGAAGACUUUGAAAAGGACAAGUUUCUUAGCCCAGAUUUCACUUCGUUGGAAGUCUUGAGCUUUCAAUCUUCCGGCAUACCUGCUGGCAUCAAUCUCCCAAAUUAUGACGAUAUCCGUCAAAAUCUAGGUUUCAAGAACGUUUCUCUUGGAAAUGUGCUUAGCGCCAAAGCCCCUAACGAGCCUGUUCCUUUUAUUGCCAAGAAGGAUUUGGACGUUUAUCGCAGAUGCCGUGACCCCGCGUUUGAAGUCCAGGUAGGCAUCCAUGAACUUCUUGGGCACGGAACUGGCAAGCUUCUUCAAGAGACUGCCCCAGGAGAGUAUAACUUUGAUAUUUCCAACCCUCCUGUGAGUCCAGUCACGGGAAAACCUGUAUCUACAUGGUACAAGCCUGGUCAGACCUGGAGCUCGGUUUUCGGAGCUAUCGCCUCUUCUUAUGAAGAGUGCCGUGCAGAGUGCGUUGCUAUGGUGCUCAGCUGCGACUUUAGCAUCCUGAAGAUUUUUGGAUUCGGAAACGGACAAGAAGAUCUCACCAACGAGGCUGGAGAUGUCUUGUUCGCAGCAUACCUGCAGAUGGCUCGUGCAGGCUUGGUCGCCUUGGAGUUCUGGGACCCCAAAACUCAGAAAUGGGGGCAAGCCCAUAUGCAAGCUCGCUAUAGUAUUCUGCGAACAUUCCUUGACGCUGGUGACGAUUUCGUCAAACUUUUUUACACCAAAGAAGAUCUCUCUGAUUUGGAGAUACAUCUGGACCGAUCGAAGAUCCUGACGCACGGACGUCCAGCCGUGGAGAAAUAUCUGCAAAAGCUGCACGUCUACAAGAGUACCGCGGAUUAUGAAGCAGGUAAGAAGCUCUAUGAUGAUAUCACGUCGGUUGAUGAGUGGUGGGGGAGCAAAGUUCGCGAGGUUGUUCUUCAGAACAAGGUCCCACGUAAAGUGUUUGUCCAGGGCAACACUAUUCUAGAUGAGGACCAAGUGACGCUCAAAGAGUAUGAACCGACGCUUGAGGGAAUGAUCCAGAGCUUUGUUGAACGCAAUGUCUAG
Aspergillus oryzae RIB40 is the source of this 2124-nucleotide messenger RNA. Its product is annotated as dipeptidyl-peptidase III. Gene Ontology annotation, molecular function: metalloexopeptidase activity; dipeptidyl-peptidase activity. The record is from RefSeq and is a predicted model, not a curated record. Gene Ontology annotation, biological process: proteolysis. The transcript is spliced from 3 exons. Bases 1 to 2124 code for a protein of 707 amino acids. NCBI's taxonomy places the organism in Eukaryota, Fungi, Ascomycota, Eurotiomycetes, Eurotiales, Aspergillaceae. Gene Ontology annotation, cellular component: cytoplasm.